CAGCAGAGCUGGAAGGUGGACGCCGCUUCCAGAAGGUAAAUCCAAUAAGCUCCAGGGAACAGACGCGCUGCCGUCCGGCGGCUCACUUCGCUGAGGAGCACCGCAGCUCCCAACACCGCCAAGGAGACCCCCAGAAAUUGGUCAUUCAGGGACUCACCUGGCUGAGCUGUCCUUUGUUGCCCAGCAAAGAUAAUGACCUGAGACAGAGAAGAGCUGCCAUAUCUGAAGAAGCCUGAGGGGGAAGGACAAAAAAAAAGAACUGAUGAGGUGUGUGUGAGCAGGACGGAGGGUGUACCUGGGUGUGUAUGAGCCAAUGGCGUCCACGUUGAUCCAGCUGCAGUUCAGCCGGCUCCGUGGCCUUCGUGCCAAAGUGCUGCGGCGUUACGAACACCAGCCUUUAGUGUCUUGUCUGGCCGGUCUGUAUGGCUGCCGAUGGAGACGCUACGAGAGGAGCUGCACUCAGCCUGGAGACUGCUGCUGCAACAAGUUGGAAGGUGCCAGCUUUGCUCUGCUUGUGGCGGCUUUCUGCUUAACACUGGUGUUUCUCUACUUCUGGGGACAAGCAAAGAACGACUACAAUGACUUUGAUUGGUUUAACUUUGGGAACCUGGGCUUCUGGUUUCCCUGGUCUGUGGUGCUGCUGGUCAUCGCUGCAGGCUUCUUCACCUACAUCACGGUGCUCAUGCUGUUGGCUGUGUGUUUGCUGUCAGAGGGCCAGAAGCUGUAUUUACACUGGAGUCACAAGAUCGGGAUUCUGGUGAGCCUGACUUUCUCCAUCGUAGCCACUGCCGUCUUGUCCGACCUGUGGAGCAAAGAGUGGAAAACAUUACUCCUUUCCUUUCAGGUCACAGCACCUUAUUUACAUCUGGGUGGAGUCUUACUGAUGACAGCGCUCUCUUGGCCAAUUGCUUUGCAUUUCUUUCGCAUGAACAGCAGAGUGAGGCGUGGCCUGAUCAUUGGGGUGUACGUGACCGUCCUGUCGGCCCUCUACUUGGCCCCCCUCGGUUUGUAUUCUCCUUGUAUCAAAGAGAAGCAGACCCUGGGCCCCGCACCGGCCCUCAUUGGCCACAGAGGAGCACCCAUGCUUGCUCCAGAAAACACACUGAUGUCAUUUGAGAAGGCGGUGGAGGCAGGAAGUAAAGGCCUGGAGACGGACGUCACCAUCAGUUUCGAUGGGGUGCCCUUCCUGAUGCAUGACCGCACCCUGCGACGGACCACCGACAUCCACGAGGUGUUCCCCAACCGGACGGACACCCCGGCGGCCAUGUUCACCUGGGCUGAACUGGAGAGCCUGAACGCCGGGGCCUGGUUCCUGUCUCACAAUCCGUUUGGCACAGCUGGUUCUCUGGGAGCCGAGGACCGACAGCGGGCGGGGAACCAGUCUGUGUGCAGCCUGCAGGCCUUCCUCCAGCUGGCAGCUCACACGGGCAAACUGGUGAUCUUUGACCUCUACCGUCCACCCAGGGGUCACCCUUACAGGGAUACCUGGAUCCAACGCACGCUGGAGGUCGUCCAGAAUGAGUCUUCCAUUCAGUCCUCGCAGGUGCUGUGGCUGCCAUCAGAUCUGAGGGCUCUGGUGCAGGAAAUCGAUCCUGAGCUCCAGCAGACGUCUGGAAGUCGACUCCCUCUAGAGGAGCUCCAGAGUAACCACAUCAUCAAACUGAACCUGCACUACAGCUCCAUGUCCGCCGAGCUUGUCAGUGAGUACACCGCCGUGAACAUCACCACCAACCUGUACGUGAUCAGCCAGCCGUGGCUCUACUCUCUGGCCUGGUGCACUGGAGUCCACUCAGUCACCACCAACGCCCCCCAGCUGCUCAGCGCCAUGAGCUCCCCGCUCUUCCUCAUGAGUCCAGAUGAGUUCAACCUGAUGUGGAUUCUCACUGAUUUGCUGUCCCUUGUGCUGAUCCUCAUCGUCUUCAUUUUUCACUGGUGGCGAGAGCGAGGACUGGCCUUCUCCUCAGGCAGCAAAAUCACUGUGGACAAUGGAACUUACAGCAAAUUCAAAACAGAGAUGAGUGACAUAUGGUCAGUCACCAGCGCUAACUCGCAAGCAGAGAGGACGCCAAACCUGGCAACCGUCACAGAGCACUAACCUCCGCCUCUGAGAGGAGCCGACCUGGCAACACUGAGCCACAUACUGCCAACCUAAAACACACUGUGUAAAGUCAGUUUUGUUUUAAUGAAAUAAAGUGAUGGAAACAUUUCUUCACUUUGUUAGUAGCUGUUUUAUCAGCAUUCUGCACAAAAAUCGAAUGUUCUCGUCAGGUUGAACGUUAAGUGAUUUUACCUCAGAAAUGAAAAAGUUCGUUUAACAUUUUAAAUUUGGAUGGAUGCGUCCGAUCGCACUGCCUUGAGCCAAUGUACCUUUUUUUUUUUAUCCCUCCAUUAACUCUCUGAAUGUGCAGAGUCGUCCUUUGGCUUCUCUAAAAUCACAGCAGCACAUUAAAGAGAAAUUAAAUUCAUCCGUUCUUUGCAAAAUGUCAUUUAUUCAUGUCUACAUCAGGAUAUGUGGUCACAUCAUGGAUAAAACAAUUUCUCCUCAAUAAACAAGGUCCAAAAAAGUAAUCUGAUUAUUUCGUGGUGUUUAAAAAUCAGUGCUAAUGGUUCAUAUAUUUAGGGGGAAAAAAAAAAAAAAAAAGCCAAAUGAGAAUAAAAUCAUUCACCGUCUACAGGGACAUGUUCUAGAAACAGUCUAACUA
Toxotes jaculatrix (banded archerfish) is the source of this 2702-nucleotide messenger RNA. Its product is annotated as glycerophosphodiester phosphodiesterase domain-containing protein 5-like. Gene Ontology annotation, biological process: lipid metabolic process. Gene Ontology annotation, molecular function: glycerophosphodiester phosphodiesterase activity. The coding region runs from base 314 to 2095 and encodes 593 amino acids. The transcript has 17 exons. Lineage: Eukaryota; Metazoa; Chordata; Actinopteri; Toxotidae. Gene Ontology annotation, cellular component: membrane. The record is from RefSeq and is a predicted model, not a curated record.